Messenger RNA from Argentina anserina (silverweed cinquefoil), 1246 nucleotides. RefSeq lists its product as uncharacterized. Gene Ontology annotation, cellular component: 90S preribosome; cytosolic large ribosomal subunit. Lineage: Eukaryota; Viridiplantae; Streptophyta; Magnoliopsida; Rosales; Rosaceae. Bases 28 to 840 code for a protein of 270 amino acids. Gene Ontology annotation, biological process: maturation of LSU-rRNA. The transcript has a single exon. The record is from RefSeq and is a predicted model, not a curated record. Gene Ontology annotation, molecular function: RNA binding.
UCCACCCUCCCUCCCAGAGUCCCAACCAUGGCGGCAGCUCCUCCUCCUCCCCGUCCCAACUCCAAACUCAACCCAAAAACCGUCCAAAAAGCGGUGAAAUCCCUCCUCAAAUGGCGAGCCUCCCAAACCCACCGAAACCCCGAAGACGACGAGUUGACCUACCUCGUCCUCACCCUCAAAAAAGCCCCCCCAAAGAACGGCGUCAUCUCCUUCCAAAUCCCCCUCCCACACCCCCUCCUCUCCUCCUCCGCCACCUUCUGCCUCAUCUACGACGACCGCCCCUCCUCCUCCACCCUCACCGCCCCCCAAAUCCACAAGCUCAUCAAAACCCACAACCUCCCCAUCUCCAAAGCCCUCAAGCUCUCCAAACUCAAGUCCCACUUCAACUCCUUCGAAGCCAAGCGCCAACUCAUGUCGUCCCACGACGCGUUUCUGGCCGACAAGAGGAUAAUAGAGCUGCUGCCGAGGCUGCUGGGGAAGCAGUUUUACAGGAAGAAGAGGAUGGUGCCGGUGCCGGUGGACCUGCAGAAGAGGAACUGGAAGGAGCAGGUGGAGAGGGUUCUCGGGUCGGCGAUGGUGCAUUUGGGGAGUGGGACUUGUAGUGUGGUGAGGGUCGGGAGGGUUUCGAUGAGUUGUGAGGAGAUUGUGGAGAACGUGGUUGCGGCCGUGGAGGGGAUUGUGGAGGAGGUUGUUCCCAGCAAGUGGCGCGGUGUGAGGUCGUUUCAUUUGAAGCUUCUGGAGUCGCUUGCGCUGCCCGUGUAUCAGGCCGUGCCGGAUGAGACGUUGUUGAGGAUGGAGGGAAGUGCGAAGGAUGAGAAGAAGGUGGAGUUAGUGAGGUGAGGUCGUUGAUGUGGAUUAGUUGGAUGAUCUGGUUUGUUGUUGUGAACAAGUAAAGUUUUGAGGUAAGAGGAGUAAGAAUGCAGGAGAGGGAUUCGGCAUGGCUGUUCAUUUGAGAUUUUCUGGCUUCAAAUUUUGAAUGUUCAGGUGUCCAUUUUCGAACUGUUUUGCAGUUUUGAUUUUGUUAGUUGAACGCUUAAUGUUAUAGUGCCAUAGAUUACUCUUUUGCUGUGGUUUCAUUGUGACUAUGUGAAUUGGAAUACAUUCUGCUAGUUUCAUUAUAACUAUGUGAAUUGGAACCUGCUAGGGAGAUUUAUACUGGCUUCCAUAUAUGCUGAUAUAUAAAGCCUUUGUUUCGAAUACGGGAUUUUGAUUUCAAUAUUCGAUUUAGGCUUUAUCUUGAAAUGAA